Paramisgurnus dabryanus is the source of this 5159-nucleotide messenger RNA. RefSeq names its product caldesmon 1b (gene cald1b). Lineage: Eukaryota; Metazoa; Chordata; Actinopteri; Cypriniformes; Cobitidae. The record is from RefSeq and is a predicted model, not a curated record. Gene Ontology annotation, biological process: actin filament bundle assembly; angiogenesis. Gene Ontology annotation, molecular function: myosin binding; actin binding. Gene Ontology annotation, cellular component: actin cytoskeleton.
UUUCCAAAUGCUAAAGUGAUGGAGCUCUGCGGAGGCGGAGUUUGAAUGGCUGCACAUUUUAUAAAAUGUGGAGUCAGGACUAAUGUAAUUUCUUUAGUGUGCCCUUUCAGCACUACGAUCUUGAAGGAAAAACUGUGCUUCACCACAGCCUAAAUCCACAGAGCUUCCUGUGAACCAUCAUGGACGAGGACUUUGAUUUCGAACGUCGCAGGGAGUUGCGUAGACAAAAGCGCGAAGAGAUGCAGCGGGAAGCUGAGAUAAUAAAUGCUCAGGAUGAUGAUGAGGAGGCGGCCCGUGAACGGCGCAGACGAGCCCGACAGGAACGCCUGCGCAACAAGGACAAUGACGAGUCGAAUAUCGCAGCAGCAGAUACAAACAGUACAGAGACAUCAACAUUGAUCACCGGUUCUGCACCGUCUGAGGACGACGAGCAGGCUCUUCUGGAUAGGAUUGCCAGGAGAGAGGAACGAAGACAGAAAAGGAUGCAGGAAGCUUUGGAGAGACAGAAGGAGUUUGAUCCCACAAUUGAGGAUGAAAAUGUCACCACCACUGAAGAAAAGCCAGGAACGGAAGAAGAUGCAUCCCGUAAUGAGGUCCCUUCAACAAAAACCAACUUGUGGAAGGAAAGCAAAGACAAGGAGAAUACAGAAGAAAGCAACGUUAAGGUUGAGGAGCUGGCCACUGCGAAGGACGAGCCGGCACCAUGCACAUUUGGUGAAGAUGCCAAAGAUACUUCUGAGAAGACAGACAAAGCAGAAGAGGAAAGACCACAGACAUCCGAUUUAAGAGAACAGGAAUUCACAAAGGAGAAAGCCAAAGAACAAGCUGUACCAAGUGAGGAAGAAUCUGUCAGUGUAUAUAUAGAGUCUAAAGAAAAUACAGAUUUAGAUUUAGUGAAGACAGAGGUUGAAGAUGAAGGUUUAGUGUCAAAGAAAGACAGGGAGGAAGAUCCUACAAAAGAUAACAGAAUUGUAGGCCAAAUCAUAGAAGUGGAAGUCACCACAGCUUCACCUAAGACAGAGGAAAAGAUGAUUUUGGAGGAAGAGGAACCUGAAGAUAAACUUGUGGAAGUCAUGGUUAGAUUUCAAGAUGAAUCUCCAGAGAUGGUCGAUGAGAAACCUACAAAAGAACAAGAGAAAUCCCAUGUACCUGUUGAAGAAACGUCAAACAAAUUUACAGAGGAUGCUGAGGUCAAGGUCCAGGUCCAAACGAAAGAUGAGGAGAAACCACAGGUAAAAAAUGAAGUUGAGUUUAAAGUCCAAAUCCCAAAGACAGAAGAUGAGAAACCAGAAGUGAAGAGGGAGUUUGAGGUGAAGUUUCAAAUCCCGAACAAAGAUGAUGAGAAACCAGAUGUGAAGAGGGAGUUUGAGGUGAAGUUUCAAAUCCCGAACAAAGAUGAUGAGAAACCAGAUGUGAAGAGGGAGGUUGAGGCGAAGUUUCAAAACCUGAAGAAAGAAGAUGAGAACCCAGCAGUGAAGAGGGAGGUUGAGGCGAAGUUUCAAAACCUGAAGAAAGAAGAUGAGAAACCAGAAGUGAAGAGGGAGGUUGAGGUGAAGUUUCAAAUCCCGAACAAAGAAGAUGAGAAACCAGAAGUGAAGAGGGAGGUUGAGGCGAAGUUUCAAAACCCAAAGAAAGAAGAGGAGAAAUCAAAAGUGAAGAAAGAGGUUGAGGCGAAGUUUCAUAACCCAAAGAAGGAUGAGGAGAAAUCAAAAGUGAAGAAAGAGGUUGAGGCGAAGUUUCAAAACCCAAAGAAGGAAGAGGAGAAAUCAAAAGUGAAGAAAGAGGUUGAGGCGAAGUUUCAAAAUCCAAAGAAGGAAGAGGAGAAAUCAAAAGUGAAGAAAGAGGUUGAAGGGAAGUUUCAAAUCCCAAAGAAAGAAGAGGAGAAACCACAAUUGAAGAAGGAAGUUGAGCAGAAACCAUCAACGCUGAAGAAGGUUGCGGAGAAACCGGCUGGUCCAAAGAAAGAGGUUGAAGACAAGCCAAAAUGGAAGAAAGAAGUUGUAGAAACAAAGUCCAGAUCUGAAGACAAAUCCAAACCAAAGACCCAAGAGAAAGUGUCGACAAAGCCACCGGAUGCGGACGAAAGUGCAGCAAAAGCCAAGAAGCCUGAGAAGAUAUUAAGCCCGAGUGGCUUGCGCUCACCUGACUCUGAGAAGCAGGAUCCAAUUGCCAAGCUGGAGGCGGAACGGAUGCUGCAGGAGCUGAAGCGCAGGAGGAACGAGACGGACAACGAGACGAUGGAGAAGGUGAAACAGAAGCAGCAAACGGCUGAAGCUGAGCUGGAGGAGCUGAGGAAGAAGAGAGAGGAGAGGAAGAAGAUCCUGGAGGAGGAAGAGAAGCAGAAGAAACAACAGCUGGCCGAAAAGAAAGCCAAGGAAGAGGAAGAGAGAAGGAAAAUGAAAGAAGAGAUUGAGCGGAGACGAGCAGAAGCUGCAGAGAAGAAAAAGCAAAAGGAGGAGUCAGAAGAAGGAAGCAAAGUGCCGUUUAUCGCUCCUAGAGGAGCAUCCGCAAAGAUUGGAGAAAAAGCUGAAUUUUUGAACAAGUCUGCUCUUAAAAGUCCAUUAAAGAUCUCACACACUCCAUUAGUUUGCAAGAUUGGAAAUAGAUUGGAGCAGUACAAUUCUGCUCUUCAGAAUAAAGAUGUGCCCAAGUCCCCCAGAUCUCCUGUGGACGUACCUGUGGCUGAAGGGGUGCGUAACAUGAAGAGUAUGUGGGAGAAGGGGAAUGUUGUUAGUCCUACUGCAGGUCCCACAAGCCCACCGGCAGUCACCAAGGAAACAGCUGGUGUGAACACAGGUGUGGCCGGACGUGUUAACAGCUGGAAGACCAAAACUCCUGAACAGAAACCUGCUGAACCAAAGCCAACCAUUGAACCAGAAAAACCAGCAGUCAAAACGGAUCAAAAGCCAGCCGAAGUAACAAAAACACGUGGCCUAUGGGAACCAAAGGGUUCCACUCCUCUCAAGGGGUUUCAAGCCAAGAGUAAAUUUGUCACUAAUGGAACAAGAAAAUAAAGACACCUUGACAGACCCUGGAUCAGCCAAAGUUGAAGACACAAAUGUGCACUACAGUGAUUCUCAACUGGUUUUGCUUCAGGCAUCAGAUAUAACAUUGGGCAUCAAGUUGUGACCAAAAGUGUUAAAUAUUACACUGACAUAUAAUUACUACACUGUAUAAAAAAGAUUUAUUGGUUUAACUUAAAAAAGUAAGUUACCUGGUUGUUUAACAUUUUUCAUUCAACCAAGAAUAUUAGUUGACUCAAAAAAGUCAAGUAAUAUUUUUAAGUUGAAUUAAAUCAAAUUUUAAGGCAGCCAACCAGGUAACAACUAAGUUGUUAAGUUGACGUUUAAGUUGAACCAAGGUUUUUUAACAGUGUAUGAAUUAGCUCAGCAAAUUAGCUUAGCUCAAUUAUUGAAAAGAAUUUUCUCCAUGUAUAAACAAAUAAGCAAUUAUGGAAGAAACACAGUGCCAAAUACAAUAUUAGUGAUAACAGAAAUUAAUGCAUUUAGCAUUGUAUUAGCACAGACCUUCAGCCCACCCGUUGAGAAUCACUGAAUUACACUUUAUAAAUGUAUUUAACAGGUGAACUGAAUUGAAAUAAAUGACUGACAUAAGGUUUAAAAUCAUUAUCUUACUCUUUGUUUGAUGUCCAUUUGAUAUUUAUCUUCUUUGUGUUUAAUAUUAAUUUCAUUUGGACAUUUGAAUCAUGUAAAAAAAACCUUUACAUUUAUUGCAUCUACUUGUGUAGGAAAGCUUUGGUUUCUUUUGAGCACACUUUUUAGAAAAAAAGGUACUACCCCAACUUUCACUGGGUUUAAAGGGGUCAUAUUAUGAGAUUUUUUUUAAAGAUGUAAAAUUAAUCUUUGGUGUCCCCAGAGUGCGUAUGUGAAGUUUUAGCUCAAAAUACCCCACAGAUAAUUUAUUAUAACAUAUUAAAAUUGACACUUUGUAGGCCUGAGCAAAAGUGUGCCGUUUUGCCUGAGUCCUUUAAAAUGCAAAUGAGCUGAUGAAAUGCAAACACUGAUCACAAUGUUGGUGGUUUGUUAAAAUUAAAACUCAAUUGUGCUGUCAAUUAUUUUUUUCUCUUUCUUUCUCUCUGCACUACAUGGCAGUGCCGUGGUUGAAUAGUGCAGAUUAAAGGCACACCGCGGAACUUUUUGGCCACUAGGGGGCGUUAGACAUGUAUUUUUCACGCUUAGCGCCCCUAGAGGCCACAAGCGCCGCAGCACUGUCGCAAAGGAAAAGAACUGGCCAACAUUAAAACUAAAGUAAAAACUAAACCUUUAAAAACUAAACGCUAAACAAUCAACAUUUUGAGGCAUCAGGGAAAAACGCAGUAUGUUACAACUUUCUGAUGUCAUUUAUAAAGAAGAUUGCAUUUAUGUAUGAAUCAAAAUCGUGAGUUUAUAUAAAAAAUUGCCUUAAAGGAGAAUCGAACCCGGGUCACCCAUGUCAUAUGUCCGUGACAUUAACACGGUGCCACAGAGUCACAAAAUAGAAGUUGCUCUCUACACUCCUGAAGUAGCCUCCAGCAAAAUUCACGUAAAAAAAAUUGUGUGGAGGAAGUGACGUAUGCUGUAAAGCAGUCAAAUUUUUGUAGUUUUUUUGUGCGUUGGUUACUACUCGAAACCCUAAGUUUUAAAGUACGAGUAAAAGCAAUACAGACCCCAUCAGGCUAUGCUAGACAUGUCAUUCAACCUAUAUAAAGUUGAUGUACUAUCACAAGGGUCUUGAAAAUGUACUAUGAAGGUUGAAAAAUUACAUGGUGUUGCUUUAAGGGGGCGGUAUUAUUGUAAUUCGCCUUGCUACCUACCUCACCAAACAGAGAAAUCAGAACAACCUAAUUUUUCACAUGCUUGCAGAAAAUGGCUUACCCAAACGAAGUUACUGGGAUGACCUUUUUCACAUUUUCUAGGUUGAUAGAAGCACUGGGGACCCAAUUAUGGCACUUAAACAUUGAAAAAGUCUGAUUUUCACGCUAUGACACCUUUAAACCCUUUAAAAAGGUCCUUUGUAUCAUUUAGGUACAGAUAUAUAUACCUGUAUACACUCUAAAAACAAACGGUGCUAUAUAGCACCAAAAGUGGUUCUUUGCUCGUAAUCAUAGAAGAACCGUUUUUAGUGCCAUAUAGCACCGGUAAAGCACCUGUGUAGAACCA